CAGUGCCCCUACUGUCUACAUAAACGAGUGAAAUGCAUUGGGCAUGGUUGCGAGGUGGAAAAUUCAGAGAACACAAGACAGAAAGGAAACUACGCAGAAUCAGAGGUGUCUGUGUGAAAGAGAAAAAAAAAUAACCAAGGGGAGCUGGCGGAAGGGGGGCGCUUAACUUUGGAAUCUCACCCCCUUGGGUUUCAAUGGGUUUCAUCAGAGGAGGAGUGUUGUUCAAGAUCUUGGUGUUCCUCUGCUUCAUCAGAUUAUCUCAAGGAAGAAACGAUUCCGCCACACUGGAUCUCCCUCCUCUCCGGAAGGCAAGCAGUUUCUCCAAAAUGCAGCAUGAGGCAUAUGACUACAUCAUUGUCGGCGGGGGCACGGCCGGAUGCCCUCUGGCAGCGACCCUGUCCAAGAAGUACAAGGUGCUCCUGCUGGAGAGAGGUGGAUCUCCUUAUGGCAACCGCAACAUCUCAUACCUUGAGAACUUCCACAUUUGCUUGGCCGAUGUGUCCCCGACUUCACCAUCUCAGGGAUUCAUCUCCACUGAUGGAGUCAUCAAUGCCCGCGCAAAGGUUCUAGGUGGAGGAACAUGUAUCAAUGCUGGCUUCUACAGCCGAGCCAACCAAAGAUUUGUGCAGGAUGCGGGAUGGGAUGAAGAGUUGGUGAAUCAGUCUUACCCUUGGAUCGAAGAGAGGAUUGUUUAUUGGCCAAAUAUUGCACCUUGGCAAGCUGCCCUGCGUGAUGGGCUGCUUGAAGCAGGGGUCUCGCCUUACAAUGGAUAUACCUAUGAUCAUCUCUUUGGAACAAAAGUUGGGGGAACCAUCUUUGAUGAGGCUGGGUACAGGCACACUGCUGCCGACCUCCUAGCUGCUGGAAAUCCUAACAAUCUCAGAGUGUUGCUUCAUGCUAGUGUGAACAAAAUAGUUUUCAUGAUGAAAAAGGGACAUCUGAAGCCAAGUGCUAUUGGGGUUCAAUUCAAGGAUGAGAAUGGUGAACAGCACCAAGCCUUUCUCAGCGAAAAGAGAGGCAGUGAGAUUAUUGUCUCUGCCGGUGCAAUUGGAAGCCCCCAGCUAUUACUGAUAAGCGGCAUUGGACCAAGACCUGAACUUAAGAAGCAUAACAUUUCUGUAGUGCUUCACAAUGAACAUGUGGGUAAAGGGAUGUCAGACAACCCUCUUAGCUCCGUUUUUAUCCCCACCGAGAGUCCCCCAAAGCAGUCUCUCAUUGAGACUGUUGGAAUAACUGAUGGUGGUGUGUUUAUCGAAGCCAGUAGUGGUUUCGGCCAGACAGACGAUAGCAUCCACUGCCACCAUGGAAUCAUGUCUGCUGAGAUUGGGCAGCUUUCGACGAUUCCUCCAAAGCAAAGGAGUUUAGAAGCAGUCCAUAAGUAUUUACAUAACAAAAAUAGCCUACCCAAAGAAGUAUUCCAUGGGGGAUUUAUUCUUUCGAAGAUUGAUGGCCCGCUGUCUAAUGGUGAUCUAGUUCUUGUGGAUACUGAUGCCAACAGCAAUCCUAACGUCACCUUCAACUACUUCAAGCAUCCACAAGAUCUGAGACGAUGUGUUUAUGGGAUCAAGACCAUUGAGAGAAUAGUGCAUACAAACACUUUCUCUAACUUUACUCCCAGAGGUUCUGGAUAUCCAAUGGAAAAGCUGCUCAACAUGAGCGUAGCGGCUAACAUAAACUUGAUACCGAAGCACACAAAUGACAGCACAUCCUUGGAGCAGUUCUGUAGGGAUACAGUGGUCACCAUCUGGCACUACCAUGGUGGAUGCCAUGUAGGCAAGGUGGUUGAUCAACAGUACAAAGUGAUUGGCACCUCAGGCCUCCGGGUGAUUGACGGAUCAACACUAUCCAGGUCACCAGGAACAAACCCGCAAGCAACAAUCAUGAUGAUCGGCAGGUACAUGGGAGUUAAGAUCCUACGGGAAAGAUUAGGAAGAGCGGCUGGAGUAUAAUAGAUUCUUGGACCUUAUCCAGUUCACCAUGUAAGAAUGUGACUUAGGAGAGGUAUAUAGUAAUUUUUUGAAGAGAUUCAUCAACGUGCGCCAAAGAAAGAAAAGUUAGGAGUACCCUCUGUAUUUUUACCCAUUCAUCUGGAAAUAUAUGGCCUACUAAAAUAUCGUUUUACAUCCA
This is a messenger RNA of Lolium perenne, 2127 nucleotides long. RefSeq names its product protein HOTHEAD. Lineage: Eukaryota; Viridiplantae; Streptophyta; Magnoliopsida; Poales; Poaceae. The record is from RefSeq and is a predicted model, not a curated record. Gene Ontology annotation, molecular function: flavin adenine dinucleotide binding; oxidoreductase activity, acting on CH-OH group of donors.